UGCUGCCGGCACCCGGCCAUUUCCCAGCACACCCCAGCCUGGGACAUGGUGGUCUCAGCCCUUCUGCUGCAGAAAGGCAGUUUUUUGGCUCUCAGGGACACAAAUGUCCCCACGUCCUUUGUUCCCCCACACCCCCUUGGCACCAGCAGCCCUUUGGCAGUGGGGGAGCGGAGGCGGGAGGUGCACAGCCCCUCGGUAACCCCACCCCACCUCAGUGCCUGGCACUGGGGUGCAGCUCUGGACCGUCCCAUCUCCCUGCAGCCCAAAAAGCCGACUUUAGCGGGGACUCCACGGCAGCCACCAUCAACCACUCGCUGACGCUGCUGCAGCGGCUGCAGGAGCUGCUGCAGAACGGCAACGGCAGCGACUCGGUGCUGCGGGUCCGCUCGGCCUCCUCCGACGAGCCCAAGGUGUUUCACACGCACCAGCUGCUGCUGAGCCUCCAGAGCGAGGUUUUCGAGAGCCUCCUGCGCAACCAGAGCGUCGUGACCCUGUACGAGCCGCCCGAGACCGCCGCGCUCUUCGAGAAGUUCAUCAGGUACCUGUACUGCGGGGGGGUCUCCAUCCUGCUGCACCAGGCCAUCCCCAUGCACCAGCUGGCCAGCAAGUACCGGGUCUGGGGGCUGCAGCGCGGCGUGGCUGAAUACAUGAGGACCCACCUGGCCAGCGAGUCGAGCCAGGGCCACGUGGUGGGCUGGUACCACUACGCCGUGCGCGUCGGCGACGCGGCGCUGCAGGAGAGCUGCCUCCAGUUCCUGGCCUGGAACCUGUCGGCGGUGCUGGGCAGCGCCGAGUGGGGCUCGGUGAGCGUGGAGCUGUUGCUGCUGCUGCUGGAGCGCUCCGACCUGGUGCUGCACAGCGAGCUGGAGCUCUACACUGCCGUGGAGGGCUGGCUGAGCCGCCGGCAGCCCGAGGCGCCCGUGGCCGAGCGGGUGCUGCGCUCCAUCCGCUACCCCAUGAUCGCGCCCAGCCAGCUGUUCCGGCUGCAGGCGCAGUCGGCGGUGCUGGCGCGGCACCGCGGCGCGGUGCAGGACCUGCUCUUCCAGGCUUUCCAGUUCCACGCUGCCUCCCCGCUCCACUUCGCCAAGUACUUUGACGUCAACUGCAGCAUGUUCCUGCCCCGCAACUACCUCGCGCCCAGCUGGGGCUCCCAGUGGGUCAUCACCAACCCGGCCCGGGACGACCGCAGCACCAGCUUCCAGACCCAGCUGGGGCCCAGCAGCCACGACGCCGGCAAGAGGGUGACCUGGAACGUGCUGUUCUCGCCGCGCUGGCUGCCCGUCAGCCUGCGCCCUGUGUACUCGGACUCGGUGGCGGGCGCCAUCCAGCCCGUGCGCAUCGAGGACGGGCGCCCGCGCCUCGUCAUCACCCCGGCCAUGAGCAGCCCCGACUUCGCCGGUGUCAGCUUCCAGAAGACGGUGCUGGUGGGUGUGCGGCAGCAGGGCCGCGUGCUGGUCAAACACGCCUACAGCUUCCACCAGAGCUCGGACGAGGCGGCCGAUUUCCUGGCGCACGCCGACCUGCAGAAACGCACCUCCGAGUACCUCAUCGACAACUCCCUGCACCUCCACAUCAUCAUCAAGCCUGUCUACCACUCCCUCAUCAAGGUGAAGAAGUAGCGAGGCACAGCUGGGUCCUGCCAUGCUGGCCCCAGCACCAUGGGGGGAACGCUUGGUCCCGUAGGUAGAUGGGGGUCCCCUCACUGGGGGGCUCCAGGGCUGUGCUCUGCACUGCCCACCCCUCCCUGAGUGUUCCCCUGCCACAUCCUGUCCCCAUCGCUGUCCCUGGGGAUGGAGGAUGCUGGGAGCGCCCCAGACCCACGUAGGGGGUGCAGGAGGUGAAACGUGCAGCCCAUGGGCACAUCAGAGCCCCCAGUGGGUGCGGGAACAGGGACAGAGACAGCCCAUCCUUCCUGUGAGGCAGCCCCGGGGUCCCUCUGCGUGGGCAGCCGGGUCCAGCUCAGGAGCUGCCCAAUCUGGGGGUGAGGAGCCCAUCAGCCUCCCCCAGUGGAGGAGGGGUGGGGGGCAGCUGCCCCAUCCCUGUCCAGGUACCCCCACCCCUUUCCUAAUAAAGCAGAAAAUGAGCGUG
Cyanistes caeruleus (blue tit) is the source of this 2088-nucleotide messenger RNA. The record is from RefSeq and is a predicted model, not a curated record. NCBI's taxonomy places the organism in Eukaryota, Metazoa, Chordata, Aves, Passeriformes, Paridae.